Messenger RNA from Dermacentor silvarum, 5638 nucleotides. RefSeq names its product Down syndrome cell adhesion molecule-like. Gene Ontology annotation, biological process: cell-cell adhesion. The record is from RefSeq and is a predicted model, not a curated record. The transcript is spliced from 26 exons. NCBI's taxonomy places the organism in Eukaryota, Metazoa, Arthropoda, Arachnida, Ixodida, Ixodidae. Bases 185 to 4441 code for a protein of 1418 amino acids. Gene Ontology annotation, molecular function: protein binding.
UAUGUUGGGCACCAACGUUCGGCCAAAGCGGCCGGAACGCCCGUAACAACGGCGCCAGUGGCAGUUGGAAUAUUGGCAACACCGGUGACAGGCGCAGCAGCAGUGAGUGAGGCGGCGGAUUGUGUGUGCCUAUGGAUGUGACUGACAAACCGGCGAGUGCCGCAUUGGACAGAAGACGUACGCCAUGCUCUCCGUACCAUACCUGCUCUCUUUCGCCGCUGCCGCACUCUGCGUGCUGGCGAGCCAACCCGACACCGCACACGGAGCCUCCGGGCCUCGCUGGCUGAACGAGCUUCCCGCGCGGCUCCUGUUCUCAAACUGGACGGGCGCCACGGUGCGCUGCUCGGCCGACGGGGACCCGCGCCCUCACGUGUGGUGGGUGAGCGCGGCGGAUGGGCUCAACGCCAGCGCCCUGCCGGUGGCCUCCCGAGCGCAGUUGAUCACACUCCACGAGGGCACGCUCACCUUCCUGCCCUUCCGCGAGCACCAGUUCCGGGCGGAGUUACACCGCGGAUCCUUCCGCUGCCGCGCGCACAACUCCAGAGGCACCGUGCUCAGCACCGUAGUGCACGUCAAUGCGGUGGUAGCACAAGACUGGGAGCUGCGCAUGUGGUCCGCUCCGGGUUCGGUGCCACGUGGCGGCGCUUUAUUGGUGCGCUGCCCGAUACCGAGUCACGUGAGCCACCACGUGAUCGUCACGGCCUGGGAGGAGGAGCACCACAGUCCGGCACUUAUCACGCCCCGAUCACCGACCGACCGGUACGUGAUGACGUCAUCAGGCGAUCUGUACGUGCGGAGUCUGACGCAAGCUGCCCGCUUCCGGUGCCACACGGAGGACGUGCUUACACGCCGAAACAGGACCAGCACCACCUAUGCGCACUACCACGCUACGGAAACAACCGGAAGCCAGACGCCGUCUAUCACAUUCCACUCGGGUCACGUGACGGUGGAACAAGGUCGCCCGGCUGACCUGGUCUGUUUGGCCCAAGGCUGGCCCCCACCGAAGUUCAAGUGGUACCGCAAGCAAGGACAGAGACUCGCGCCGGUCUCGCCCUCGCCUGCGCCGACGGUGCUCGACGGAGUCCUGCACUGGAGCGGAGGCGUGCAGAGCGAAGACGAAGGGCCGUACGUGUGCGUGGCCUCCAACACCUUGGGAGAAGCCAGGGCAACACUACAGCUUUCAGUCAUCGGGGACUUGUCGGCGAGCAUCCGUCCGCGGCUGGUUCGUGCCGAGGCCGGCGACUCGGUGUCGUUCCAGUGCAACGCGAGCAGCGCCGAAGCGUCGCUCGAGUGGCGUCUGAACGGGUCGCCGCUUCCACUGGGAUUCCAGCGGCUCGAGCGUGGGUUCGUGCGGAUCGAAGCAGUGGCCCGGCACCAGGGCGGCAUGCUGCAGUGCUUCGCUGCUUCCAGAGACGGACGCAGGGCAGCGCAGGCCACGGCGGAGCUCGUAGUUGGAGAGCGGGCCCCUAGAAUGGAACGAACCUUCGGAACCUCGGGUGGCCUGAACCCCAAGUCUCCCGCGAGCCUAGGGUGCCGGGCGUCCGGUGACCCGGCGCCCUCGAUCACUUGGACACUGGACGGUGCGUGGCCCGUGUCUGGAGGUGGCCCACGGUUGCGUCUCUGGUCGACCAGCGACUCGGCCACGGGCGAUGCUGUGAGCUUCCUCAACUGGACGUCGGUGGAGACGUCCGACUCGGGACACUACCAGUGUGUGGCGAGCAAUGCCGCGGGCAGAGCGGUGCACGACUUCCGGCUGGACGUGCGAGGCCCGAUUUUCACGCGGCCAGCGUACAACGCCACGGCUCUCGACGGACACCGCCUGGUUCUGCAGUGUCCAUUCGGCGGAUACCCGUACGACAAGGUCACCUGGUUCAAAGACGGGAGUGAACUGCCGGUGAACCAGAGGCAGACCGUGUUCCCCAACGGCACGCUGCUGCUGGAGACUCUGACGAAGGCCAAGGAUCCCGGAGAGUACACCUGCUCUGUAGAGAGUCCCGCAGGUCCUGCUGUGCAACAGGGCGUCCGAGUCAUCGUCAGAACCGGCCCGCAGAUCACGCCGUUCCGGUGGCUGGACGAACUGCAGGAAGGAAUGCGCGCGGGUCUGAGCUGCUUCGUGCACGCCGGCGAGCCGCCCAUCGUCAUCGAGUGGCUCAAGGACGGCGCGCCUUUCACCAAAGCAGUGCGCCAAGACGGAUUCAUGUCCACGAUAUCGAUGGAUGCCCUGACACCGCAGGACAACGGCAACUACACCUGCCGCGCCUCCAACGCCUGGGCCACAGCCAGCCACAGCACCGUGCUCAGGGUCAAAGGCUGGGAUGGCGGCCCGUACCGCGCCCUGGUGAGCACCUCCCGGGUGCACGUGCUGGUCAAUGGCUCUCUGAGCAUGCGCAGUCUGGAGGCGGGCGACGCGGGCCUCUACCUGUGCGAGGCCUCCAAUGGCGUCGGCGCCGAGCUCUCCAAGGUGGUCCGCCUCACCGUGCGCAGCAGCCCCCGGCUCUCGCCAAAGGAAUCCACAACAUCGGCAAAGCGGGGAAGCACCGUACACCUCCAGUGCGAGCCAGAGGCUGGAGACACGCCCAUGCGGCUCUGGUGGCUCAAGGACGGGGUGCCAAUUGCAGCGCUCGGUGACCACAGAUACUCACAAGCGGAACACACUGACGUCAAGACACCGAAGUCAACGCUGACCAUCACGAACGUCCAGAAGUCUGAUGACGCCGUGUUCACGUGUCACGCUUCCAACGACUACGGAGAGGACACCAAUAACGUCCAGCUAAUCGUGCAAGACGUGCCCGGCGUUCCCGACAGCCUCCAAGUGAACGAGGCAUCCAGCAGGUAUGUGCGGCUCACCUGGACGGAGCCUUUUAAUGGGAACCUGCCUAUAUCACAGUACCUGCUGCGAUGGACGAAUAAGGAAGGCACGUGGGAGGACAGUGUGGCGGUGUCCGGCACCGAAACAAAGGUGACCGUGCGAGGAUUGGUGCCGUCCGCCUCGUACCUGUUCACCGUGCGAGCGGAGAACGCCCUGGGUCCCGGUGGCUACACCUCGCCUCUGGAGGUGCACACUGACGACGAACCCCCUCGCAAUGCACCGACGAGUGUUCACCUGACGCCGAUCGACUCCAGGAGCAUCGCGAUAAAAUUUGAGGACGUCUUGUCCUCCCCCGGCCAAUCGGGGACCGGCGGUAGCGGCCGUGUAGACGGUUACUACGUGGCCUACAGGCGCGAGGGAUCGCCAGAGCCCCUCCGCUACCAGACAUUGCACGAGCGAGAGGGCGUUCUCUCCGGCCUGGACAGGGACACCCGCUACGAGGUGCUCGUGCAGGCAUACAACUCCAAGGGACCAGGGCCUCCGUCCAGGACGCACUCCGUGCGCACGCUAGCAGCUGAUCCUCCUCCACCGCCGACGUACCGGGUGGUCGGCACCUCAGCUCGGACCAUCUCGUUGGCCUGGGAGAGGCCGGUCAUCGCUUUCGAUGAUCCCCCCAUCAGAACGUACUACGUGUCGUGGCGGGUGGAAGGUGACGAGCAUCCAUGGCGAGAGCAGUCGGUUGGCGGCGACCGGACCAACUUCGCUCUUUCGGGCCUCGCAUGCGGUACAAGGCACCAACUGCGCAUGCGCUCCGCUAGCGAUGUGGGACGAGGACCCGAAGGGAACGUAGUCACUGCCUCCACUGAAGGAAACCGCCCCGUGCUGCAGCAGGCGGACCGCCUUGUCGACAGUAACUCCACAUCCGCCUGGCUACGAGCCGAGGCGUGGUGGCACGGCGGAUGCCCCAUCAGCCACUUCACCGUCCACUACCGGCGCAGCACCGAAGCAGACUGGACGCUGGCGUCCAGUCACCUGCCGUACCGGCUCAACGAUGAGCCGCUGGUGCUCAAUGAUCUCGAGCCGGGAUCCUGGUACGUGCUGCUCAUGGUGGCCCACAACGACGCCGGCAGCACCACCGCGCAAGUCAACUUCGCCACACUCACGCUGGACGGAGACGUGCCUUCCCAGAAGCCUCACCUUCUGGACGCCAAGAUGGCGUCUUUCUAUCGGCACCUGACCGUGACGCUGCCCAUCGGCAGCUCGGUGCUGGUGCUCGUCGUGGUGCUCGCCGUGCUGUGGUGCGUUCUACGCCGGCACGCGGACGACGCAGCAGUUGCGCACGGCACGCCGCAAGGAAGCGUGUCAGGCGAGCGGUACAAGAGCGAGGUGCUGAGCUCCACGGAGCCCACGUACUGCGGCGGCAACGGCGGCUCGUCGCGCGGAUCUUCCGCAUACGCCGUGCCGCACAGGGUCUACGACGUGCCUUACGCCCACAAGAGGCCAGGUGAACACAUAGCCAUACAAUCGAGAAAGUCGCAAACUGCCACAGGCUUAAGCCGAGACGGUUCAGAGCUUUUCUACGUUUCCAGCAAAUGCAAAGUGUUCGACGAGGACGACAUGCACAGGUUAUGACGCGUGAUUCGCACUUCUCUGCGACUUUCGAAGACGCGCGAGCAGCGAGCUUGCUGAAGGAUAAUCAACAAAGGUGUUGUGAUUCUCUAAGCUGCGCCGUGAGGAACGCGCAUGACGACCACCUCAGCUCUGCAUCAGACGUUUCUACAAAGUUCAAACGCACUGAGAGUGACAACAAACUACACUUGUUUUUCGGACAGAUUUCGCUGUAGGGCACCUAAGCUCAUAAGCUGCUUCGCGCUCGGCCACUUGAGACAAGGCCACAUCAACCACAACAACAAAAAUAACACCGUAUAAGCCGAACUAAUCACUACGUCGCAAAAAUGCAUUGAUGCUGCCAUAGCACUCCUGGUUGUAAGAAACCGUGGUGCUAGCUGCCAGUGCGAUGAAGUAUACUUAUCUUUCCCGGCAGGCGUCGCCCUAUCGACAAUUAUCAGCCAGAGCACUGAGGGCAUUACAUACGCGUGGCGCGCCUAUACAUGAUUGGAGAUGAAGAAACGAGCAAACCGUGGUCUUACCUUUAACUAUCAGCGUCGCACCUUGACAACCUACCUAGACCACGAUUAAACUCGUGCUGGUUAUACCUAAAAGCAGUUUCUCACUGCCACACGUUGACUAUUCAUUCAAUCAUACUUUGCCACAGAUAGUUUAAACUAUCUGAGGCACAUUUUUUUUUCAGCAGCACAUUUUUUUUUCAGUAAUGUCGCAAAGCUGGAACAUCUUUCCCAAGUGACAGUUUCUGUUGACAAUUCCUCAUAAAAAGGGCACCGCAGCUUUUUUUGUGUGUGUGUGUUUUGAAGCAGAGAUAGCAUUCCGUCGGAAUUGAACAGCUCUUUCUCUGAAGCCUACAUCCAACACAAUCAAAUAUGUGCUUUAAAGCAAGCAACUCACGCUCGCCAUUUCCCACGCUCACACGCGUAUAAGGUGCAGCCGUCCAAGGCAACAAACAAUCAAACAAGCUGCAUCGUAACAUACAAAGGGACCCAGGUCUGACGCGCGCGUACAUCAUUUUUUACCAUAAUUUGGGUUUGUUUGUUUUGUUUUUUUACCUUCGAAACUUUGUCUGAUACCCCAGGCAAUGAAACUAGCAACUGUCCGCAGCUUAGGAGAGACCACAGCGCAGGAGAGUAGCAGCUGCUUGAUUGAUAGUGUACGUGUACAUAAAUUGAGAAGGAAACUGUUUAAUAAAUUAUUUUG